Molecule: messenger RNA, 1286 nt
Organism: Solea senegalensis (Senegalese sole)
Lineage: Eukaryota; Metazoa; Chordata; Actinopteri; Pleuronectiformes; Soleidae
Product: caldesmon-like
Exons: 8
Coding region: 210-1286 (358 amino acids)
Biological process (GO): peptidyl-aspartic acid hydroxylation
Cellular component (GO): membrane; endoplasmic reticulum
Molecular function (GO): peptidyl-aspartic acid 3-dioxygenase activity
Source: RefSeq, a predicted model, not a curated record
UUUUGUCAGCUCUAAUAAUAGUGUGGAUCAGGUUCAGACUUCAGCUCAACACAAUCAGAGCAGCAGCCCUUUCUUUCUCUGUUUUACUUCAACUUCUGCUUUUCCGCUUAGUUUUUAAUUCAGACUUGGUUUUGAAAUCCUCUCUCUCUCUCUCUCUCUCUCUCUCUCUCUGGCUUAUAACUGGGUUUUUUUUGGUUCUGGACUCGCUCAUGCAGCGCUACCAGCGCUAUGACACCACCUCCUCCUUGCCCUCCUCAGCUUGGGUAGAGAAGGUUAGUGCUAAGGAGGAGGAGGAGACUGUGACAGGGGUUUUUAAUGAAGAGGAGGAGGAGGUCACACCUGCUGACUCAGAGUCAGAGGCCAAAGUGCCACCUGUGGAAAGUAAGAAUGGAAAGAGGACAGAAGGCAGCCAUGGAGGAAGAGGAGGAGACGCAGGAGGAGGAGGUUCCAAACACUCCAUGUUUACCUGGUUUGUGGUCCUGGCUCUGCUGGGAGUGUGGACCUCCAUGGCUGUGGUCUACUUUGACAUUGUGGACUAUGACAGCGUCAUUGCCAGAGCAAAGGAGUUUCACACAAACUUUUCUGAGGUUUUACAAGGUAAACUGAAGGCCUACGACUCGGACGGAGACGGAGACUUUGACAUGGAAGACGCUAAAGUCCUGCUCGAAAAGAAGACAUUGGCGGACGCCGGUCAACAAAUUAAAGAGCCUCCGGUGCGAGGCAAGUGUUUGCGUGCGGCUCUGAGGGCGGAGCUGAGGACUAUCCACGAGAAGAUGGAGGCCAAGAGGAUCGCCCGCAUCGCACUGGCCGAGAUCAGGGCGCUCCUCGCCGAGGAGGCGGAGCAGAGGGAGGCGGCCUGGGCCGCGAAGAGGAAGAUGCUGGAGGAGGAGGAGCGGCUGAGAGAGGAGAGGAAGAGAAUGCGAGAGAAGGAAGAGAGACCAAGAAUCGCUCAGGAGAAGGAGCGAGAGCGGGCGGCCAAGGAGAGGGCGGAGCAAGAAUAUUCGCAGAAGGAAAGAGUGACGAGGGAAGAGAGGGAGCGACAGAAUGCAGAGGAGGAGAGAGGAGGACGAGAGUGGGAGGUGAUGGAGAGACAGAGGCUCAGCCGAGAGAGAGCUCUGCGUGACAAGACGGAGGCAGAGAAACUGCGAAACAUCGCAAAGCUCAACACCACCAGACGAGAAAUUCAGACAAGAAACCCCGCCGCCUCUCACCUGAGAUCUGCGACAGCCGAGGAGAAGAAGGUGUUAGCGGUCAGAAGAAAACGCAAAAGUGACGCACAAAGUUAG